AUGUGCGAAAAUUGCGGUCAAUUUAAGCCCCAACGAAGUGGUCGUGUGAUCGGUGGUGAGGACGCGUCAAUCGGUGACUUUCCGUGGCAGGUGUCCCUCCAGAAGUUCUCCAACAAUAGUUUUGUUCCCUUCAAACACUUAUGCGGCGCUUCAAUCAUAAACCAUAACUGGCUAUUGACUGCCGCCCACUGCGUCGACGGAAAGAACAAAAUACUUGCGAUGCAAUUACGAGCAGUGAUUGGCACUGAUUUGUGGAGAGAUGUGUUAAGACAAACAUCGAUACAAGUGCUGUCCAUCUCUCAGAUAAUAGUUCACAAAAGUUAUGAUCAAAGCUCAGGCAAGAAUGACAUCGCAUUGAUUCAAACCAGUCGUCCCAUAAUAUUCAACGAUAAAGUAAAUAGCAUUUGUAUCCCAAAUAUUGAGCUCAACAUAACUACCGGUAAAAAGGUUUUGCUGUCGGGUUGGGGCAUGACUUCCGACCGCUCAUUAUUUAGCCUAAUAUUACCGAAUAGAUUGAAAAAGUUGGAGAUUCCGGUCGUAGAUAUGGAAAAGUGCAGACAAAUAUACAAUAAACAGAGCUAUGAGAUAACUGACAAAAUGAUAUGCGCUGGGUCGUUUAAAAAUGGCCACUGCUAUGGCGCAUAUAUCGGUGAUUCCGGUGGUCCACUCAUUACAUACAGUAACGAUCGCGCCUAUCAAAUAGACUCGGAAUCUGAGGAAUGGAGUCAACGAGCGAUUCAUUUCUUGAAUUCGGUGCGUGAAGUGCGGGAUCUGAUAUCUCAAAAUGUGCGGACUUUCGGGCAAAAGAGUACGAGUGCCAUAAUUGCCAUCCAAUUGAUUACCGAUGAGUUGCUGUCAUUCGCCACACAAUCAGCUGUUUAUGUGUUGAACCGCACGAACCAGAAGUUCCUCUACGGCUGGAAGUGUCCCACAAAAGCUACCAUCACUUGCGUUCAGACAUUCCUCUCAGUCUCGGACCAGAAGCUGCUGUUAGUGAGCGGCGAUUCGGACGGAUGUGUCCGCCAUCACGACCUCAUUCGCGGCGAACAAAGUAUUAUCUUUAAGGACACGGCUUUUCCCAUCGUUCAGAUCGAGUUCAUCGACAACCAGACACUCGUUAUAUCGAGUACUUCCCGAUCAGUGGUCUUAACCAUUGAUUUCUGUGAUGCAAGUCAUUCAUCAAAUGUGACACAAAUUGGUAAAAACCAGAGGAAAACGUGCGGCAAAUUUGGGGCCGUUUAUAGCCGUCGGACAAACACUGUGUUCGCCUCCCGACCAUCGCUUCAUCUGAUCAAAGCUCAACUCAACGGCGAUGUCUUGGAGACGAUUAAAGCGAAUCACAUUCCGGUGGCGGACUGUCCGGAACCGGUGCCACAGUUUGGCCAAAAGCCAAUCACUGGUCACUCGCACCUCAAACUGGGACUCUUGAAGAUGUUCUGCGACGACCAGUACGUCCUCUCAGUCAACGANCUCUUGAAGAUGUUCUGCGACGACCAGUACGUCCUCUCAGUCAACGACUCGAAUCUGGUUAUAAUCGGAACUGACGGUCAGUUUUGCCUCAAAGAAAAAGUGGAUCAAUUGAUUGACGUUAAGAUUGUCGGCGACCAAAGCAACGAAGCCUUCCUAUUGCUCGAGUCGUGUCAUAUAUUACGGAUCCGUAACACUCAGACAGUGUUUACCAAUCAAUACAUUACAGAGUUUGAGGGAAACAGUGAUAACGAAAUCAGCUCUGAAUUUGAGGGCAAGACUAGUGGCGGAGAGAAGAGUCGGAAGGGAUCGACGGAAUCGUUGAUCAGUUUGUUGAGAGCGCCCGUCAAUGGCAUUAAUGGUAAUCCUCUGUCAUAUAUUGAGGACGAGUUGCGAAAAGUGUUUGAUUUUACCAAAAUUCAGAUGAGAUUAACCGAAAAAGUGAACCAAUUGUCCACUUCUAUCAUCACAACCAUUGAUCCAAACGUUUUGCCAAAUUCUGACAAAAAUGUUUUCGUAACACAAGAUUACGAAGAAAUUGUUGACACAAAUAGUCCCACAAAAGAAACACCAGAUCUCACGUCACCGCUUGUGGUGAACCAAAAAGUCAGGCGUAAAGUACAUCACAUUACCAGCGAUUCUCUGGUCAGAAGUACUUUAGAUAAUGCAAGUCCGACGAGUCUGACCAACGGUUCCCAUGAAAUGGAGGCAAAGAUUACAGAAGACUCUCAACCACUGGAAAACAAUUUCCACAUUAAUAUCAACAUUCGUGACGAGAAUUACGAUCAAAAGGACGGAACAGAUGAACAAUUGACUGAUGAAAAUCGUUUAGAAAUGAUUUUAAGUGCAUAUAAAGAAGCGAAUCCACAUUUGGAGACCAUUUAUACCGACAUUCAAACAGAACAAGAAGACGAAAAAGAAGACAAUCCAGAGAUCUCUGAAUCGAUAGACAAUUAUUUGACAAGAAAUGACAUUCACAGAGAAGUGCCUCCAAUUGAUAACAAAAACAAUCCAAACUUUAAGCAAAUUGCAAACAAUGUCGAAGACAUCAAAGUAAAUGACAGUGAAAUCAAAUUGAAACCAAUUGAACACAAAUGGGAGCCUAUUAUCUGCUUAUCGGAUAUAAAUCAGAUUAAAACCAUUGAAUUCGUCUCUCUUUGUGCGACCGGUUAUAACAGUGACCGAGAAGUGGGUCUCAUUUGGUUUUUACCGAAAGACAGCAAUACAUUGAUUUAUUACCCGACUUUGGAAGCGUUUAAACUCAAUAAAGUGAAGCCCAUAUGCAUAGCCAGCGCAGCCAACGAGCUCUACAUUGUGACCGAUUCGGGCGUUAUCUUCAAGAGAGACGGAAUGGACGCCACGAAACCCGUGGGAAACAAAUGGACACUCAUUAAGAGUAUUAACGAGGGUUUUGUCAUUAAGAGGAAUAGAGGCAAAGCAAAGAUGGCGUCCAUUAGUGUCAAUACCGAAGAAUCGCUUCUGUGGUGUUGCGACACAAACGGCGAGACGUGGACUCAUUGUUUGCAAAGCCAGAAGUGGUCACAGAUUAACGAUUACAGCUCACACUCGAUGGAAAUGAAGAAAGUGUGCGUUUCGGUCACCGAUUGGACAAUCGUUUGGGGAAUUGACAGAAACGGCAAGAUUUUUGUCCGAACUUUUAGCCAAUCGUUGGACAGUAAUAAGCGUGACUUUCGCGGCGAUGAAUGGCUUCUCGUGGACGGCCUUUUGGCCAAAGAUAUUGCAGUCUAUGACUCGCAUGUGAUUAUUGUCGUCGAAAACAAUCAACUCUUUAGAAGAAGUGUCAAAAUUAUAUCAAAUGACGGCACCGAUGAGUGGCAGCCAGUGCUCGGACCCGACGUUCCCGUUGACGACACUAUUAUCGCUGUUUCGGUGACUGAAAAUAAUGAUAUUUGGAUAAUGACUGAAAAGGGUUUGGUUUGGCAUACAAUCAAUCAUUCAGUGAACAGACAGUUGUCAGUGAAAGAAGACUCC
This is a messenger RNA of Medioppia subpectinata, 3459 nucleotides long. Lineage: Eukaryota; Metazoa; Arthropoda; Arachnida; Sarcoptiformes; Oppiidae. The record is from the annotation of a GenBank genome assembly.